Messenger RNA from Cydia strobilella, 3032 nucleotides. RefSeq lists its product as uncharacterized. Bases 333 to 1415 code for a protein of 360 amino acids. NCBI's taxonomy places the organism in Eukaryota, Metazoa, Arthropoda, Insecta, Lepidoptera, Tortricidae. The transcript has 6 exons. The record is from RefSeq and is a predicted model, not a curated record.
UUGCCGUUGCAGAAGGAGUCGUCUGCCAAUUGCAAAAAAAUAUUAUAAAAAACAAUAUGAUAUGCAAUACGAUAUAUAGUCGGUUAAGGCUGUGAACAGUUUUAAUGUUCCUAAUUUUGGCUUUUAAUACGAGGUGCAUUGUGUGUAGACUGUGUAGUUUGUCAAAUAAAUGAGCGGGGAAGCGGCUGUCAGUGAUAUUGAUUUAUUUUUCAAAGAAGUUCAAACUUGAGAGGUGGUUUGAGGAUGAAGGAGUGCCUGUGAUGAGUGGGCCGUUGUUCGUGCAGGAAAGGAUCUCGUGGAAAUGCCGGGGAGUGGUAGAAUGAGCGGCCAAGAUGAAGACUAAGAGUUUCCUGCUGUUCUCGACGUCGGUGUUCGCGACUAGUCUGUUCCUGAUAGUAUUCCACUCGCAGCAGCCGCAGUCCAUCCAGAAUAUUGUGUCGCAGACGCACCAGCACAUCAAGGACUUCCAGGUUGUUUCCCCACAGGACAACCUUCGAGAUGUGGAAGAGAACCACUUGGUUGAAGAGGAGCGCUACCUCAAGAUCCUGGGUCUCUCAGGGCAUGUGGAAACCUGGCACAACACGACAGUGCCGGUAAUAGUGACACAUGUCCGGGACGACCCUGCCAUGGCUGUGAGCUUUGUAAGGGCUGCGGCGAGGCUGCCGUACACUGUACUACUGUACAAUUUAGGAUUAAAACCCAACUCAUUGGCUGUGGUGUCGAGCUACUGCAACUCCUCGCGCUGUGCAGUCAUCGACUUCGACCUGGAGACUUUUCCUUCCCACGUGAGUGACGAGAGCAUCACAGCAUAUCGUCCGCUCAUCAUACAGCACGCGUUAUCCCGCGUAGGCGGCGUCAUCUUCGCGGAACCUAACCAACGCUGGACGGGAUCGCCAGCCUCUCUCACUGCAUUAUGGACGCGAGCGGCACACUCUGGUGUUCUGGCGUACCCUCGCCGCGCCGCUGUGACGUCAUUCACUCAUCCGCGCAUGUUUCAUUACUUAAACGCGGCGCUAGACGACUUCCUCUUCGUGCAGAUGCUCGAACUCACAAGGUUGUUGGUAGCGGACACGCCGGCGGUGAAGGAGGUGAUGCGGCCGUGGGUGCAGUGCGCGCUCACGCAGGACUGCAUCAUGCCUAUAGGUGCCCAAGCAGCAGGCGGUUGCCGUUUCGACAAGAAGCCGCAAUACCGCUACUCGGGCUGCCACGGGCAAGACGCCUCGGCCCUCAGCAUCAUCCUCGGGCUCCGCUCGGGCUUCGAGGAGAGCUCGUACGCCCCGCGGGGGCCCGCGGCGUGGCGGCGGGAGGAGCCGGCGCGCGCGAGCAGGGCGCUGGCGGCGUUACAGAAGAAUGCCACAGAGGACGCGAGGACGGACCGGAGUGAGCGGCAGGUUAGCUUGCCACAACAAUCAUAAAAUGUCAAUGCUAAGUAUCAUUGCUGAGUUAGAAAACCUUUAUUAAUUAGGAACUGUGGCCUGAAGAUGGGACGAAGUUGAUUUUUGUAGGACGUUGGCGUCACAGAAGAAUGCUACGGAAGAGGUCAGACCGUAGUGAGAGGCAGGUUAGCUUGCCGCAACAGUUGGGAAAUUAUGUACGUCAAUGCAAUUAUCAAUGCUUAGUUUAUAUUGAAGCUGUGGCCUGGAUAGAACCGAGCUAACGCGGGGCAUUGGCGCUCCAGAAGAAUGCUAUGUUAAAUGCAAGAAUUGAUUAUAGUGAGAGGCAAGUGAGCUUACUGCAACCAAACUAGGAACUUAGCAAAUUAAAAUAAAAACCUAAUGAUUUGGAGCUGUGGCCUGAAGCAGAAAUGAGCUAAUUCUCGUAUGAAGUUUGCUAAACCACACUAGAAACUUAGCUAAUGUUAGAAUUUUGCAUUGCUUAACACUUUCGCAACCGGGCAAAAUUUUGAACAAUACCCCAGAAACCGGUCGUCUAUAGCUGCGUAUAAAACAACCCGCCGGGCGGGUUGUCCGGCAUCUGAGCAAAGUUCACGAGUGCCUGCCAGGCGCUUUCUUGGUAGUCAAAGUGUUAAUUAAAGAACCCCAAUACAUCGGAGCUGCUAAUGUCAGAAUACUGCUAUAGAAGUCGCGUCGCGUUAUGAAGAAUUUUCGCUACAUACCGAGAAAGCCAUGGUAGCGACGGCUACAAGUACAAAUGUAGCUGAACAGUGAAUUAUUUAAGACUUUUAAUACAUAGGAUCUCAAGGAUGUCCAUAAAACAUCGGUUUUAGGGGAAAUUCUCCCCCUGACGCCAUACUAUACCUACGUACAACAUCACAUUAUCAUAUUAUAAUAGCAAUAAUAAUAUUAUGAAUGAAUGAAUGAGAGCGUUUAUUCACAAUGAACGUAUGUUAACAUAAAAUCUUAAUAUAAAUACGGUUCUCUGCCUUUUCGCCGAAAAUUGUAUUGCAGAAUUUCACUUGGCAACCAACUUUUCGCCAAAGUUUCAUUUGGCCGAAUUUCAUUUCCCAACUUUACAUAAUCCAACCUAACCUAACCCAACCCAGUGCGUCAUUUUCAUUUCCCAACUAUGGGGUUGGGAAAUGAAAUGGUUGCGAAAUAAUUAUUUGGUUAACCAUUGGUUUGUCAAAUGAAACUUUGGCGAAAAGUUGGUUGCCAAGUGAAAUUCGGCAAUACAAUUUUCGCCGAAAAGGGAGUACAGCAUAAAUACAUUGCUUCCCCAUUAUACAUUCAGUCAAGAGAUUCAAGAUAGACAUGUGAAAAUAAUUUUCAGUGUUAUAUAGUCACAAUUUGAUUUACAAUUUGAUACAAUUACAAGAUUAAUUACAAUUUUCGCAAAUGUUUAUAAUAGUAGGUAAAAUUUAGUAGGGAAGCGUGGGGGAAUUGGAGCCUAUUAAGUAUAUUUAUUAAUAACUUUUAUAACAUAUUUAUAUUAUAAAAGUUAUAAUACUAGCGUGUUAGUGCUUUUUUAUAUUUGUUAUAAUUAAAAAAUGUUUUAAUUAUGGACGAAAGCGUUGCUUAUCUGGCUACUCAUAAUCAGAAAAAAAAACACAAAAAUAAAAUCAUCAUCAUCGG